AGUCUAUGCAGCGGUGAAGGACACUGUGCUUUGGAUUUACACCAUAGCGGUGCCGCUUUGAGCAUAUCGCGGUGUCAGUGUGGAUUUAAUCUUGUGAAAUUGAUAUUUUUUUUGCAUCGCUACUCUGAAAACUGAACCCGUUUUUCUUCUUUCAGCUGGGGGAGAGGAUUGUGCCAUAUUGGAGCUUUUGCGAUGCGCGUCCAGGGACAACGCGGCAGGCCAUCCAUACGUGAGCUUCCCCCUGCUCUCAGCUGUCAUUCUCUUAUAGUGUGAUGGAAACAUAAGCAACUCAUCUGUGUGCAUGUUUAUGAACCGCUUUCAUCAAGCCACUGUCGCACAGUUGGCGCGCGGAGAGCGAACGGCCACAGGGCGACGGUCUCGCAGCGCGCACAUGCCCCUUUGAAGUGGACGCGUCUCCGUGUGUUGUAUGGCUAAAGCCGGAGGUCUCCUGCCGACAGGACGCACAGUGCGGAGUUAGAAGUUGUUGCUCUUUGUGUCUCGAACGACUCUCCGCACCACGACACCAAUGAUCACUGAGAACAAUGAGAUGGAGAGCGACGCGCAGCUCCAGCGCUCUCCAAGCACCAUGUCCGUCCAACCGAGGACAUCCAAGCUCCAACGGCUAAAGCGCUCGCUGUCCUUCAAGACCAUCAUGCGCAGUAACAGCGUGGAGAACUUCUUCCAAAGAUCCUACAGUGACGCUCGCCUGCCCCCGGAUUUCAUCACCGACCCACCGCCUCCUUCUCCCCCUCUGCUCCCAGGCUCGCCUCUCGUCGGUGACCGCUCACCGUCCAUUUCACCGUCUCUCAGCCCCAACCCCUCCAUCUCCUCCCACUCCCCCUCUCUCAGCCUUUCCCCAUCACUGCCCACCAAGCCUCCACGUCCUCUGAUUACCCACUGUUUUCAGGACCAUGUUUUUCGCAAGCCCACCAACUGCCAGCACUGCAAACACAUGAUAGUGGGAAACUCCAAACAAGCUCUGCGAUGUAAAACGUGCAAGAUGGCCGCUCACCUGUGGUGCACCUCGGAGCUAUCGCAGCAGCUGUGUCAUGGGAAGCCCGGAGUGUUCAAGCGAAACUUCAGCUCGCCGAUGCUCGUCAAUGACCAACUGGCUGUCGUCAAGGAAGUUCAGCCAAGCCAAGAGGCCGUGCGGACGCGUGUCGACCCUGUGUAUGCCGCCUUGCGUUACGGGACAUCUUUGGGACAGAUGAGCCGCUCCAGUUUGUCAGAGUCACCGACAUGCAGCCUGGAUGAGGGAGGUGAGGAGAGGCAGCAGAGACAGUGCAGCAUGGAGGAAGAGAUAACUCAGGAGACAGGGGAUGCAGCCGUCCCUGUCACCGAAAUGGAGAAGGAGGAGGACGAGAGCGGCGGCCAGGCUCAGACUCCUGCAGAGGAGAAGGUGCCCAAGCGCAUUGAAGUUCACUCCAUCCACACCUAUGUAGCACUCUACAGGUUUUUGCCUCAGGAACAGAACGACCUGGAACUACAUCCCGGUGAUCGGGUUCAGGUCACGGACGACUCGAACGAGGAGUGGUGGAAGGGAAAGAGCGGCGACAGAGUCGGUUUCUUCCCCGCCAAUUUUGUGCAGCGGGUCCGGCCGGGAGAGAGAGUGUGGCGUGUCAUCCAGAACGUUCCCUGCAGUCGAGAACGAGGACAUAUGGCCGUCAGGGAAUCUCAGAUCUGUGUGGGGAAGCAAGAAGAUGGCGAGGUGUUUCUGAAGCUGAGCAGUGGGAAGAAGAGGGGACUGGUCCCAGCUGACUCCAUAGAGGAGAUCUGAGCCUCAUCCCUGCCUUUCAUCAUCCACUUCCUCUAGAGACCCAUUUUCAAACUAUCGGCCACCACCACCCCACCCCCUCGCUUCGCCUCGCCUUGUCUCGGCAAGACAACAGCCACAGUUUAACUGAUUUAAGCCAAACAUAGACACAGGACUGGACUUCUGCAAAGAUCAGGAGCCGCAGCCCCCAGUCAACACUGGUUUUUAGAUUUGAUGUUUUGUUGUUAGUUAUGCAGAAGAUCGGACCUUAUUACUGCACUGUAUCUGUAGUCCUGCUGUAGAGGAAUCUUUUCAAGUGCAGAAAGCAGAGACCAUAAUUUGCUGGUCCUCAUCUACUCAUUUUUGGAGGAGGCUGUGCUUUGUCAUGAGAACACAACGGUUCCGUCAGUGUCCUUUUCAUGUUUCUGCCCACUCCGUAUGCCUCAUCCCUGCGUUCACGUGUCAGUAUCUGUGGCCUGGACGCUGAGAUCAGCUUCAUGCAAACUGGUCACAAUACUGGCCAAGGACAAUGACUGCCAGCCAGAGAACGAUUGUUUUUUUUGCCCCCUGUUCGUGACAGACGAGCAGAAUUAGAUGGAAGGAUCUUCUGAAGAACCGCACUUGCCAACUUCUGAGCACAGAAAUAAGGCGAUUUUCAAGGGAAAGUUAGAAGAUGUGAGGAUCCUAUUUUCAGAGGAAAUCAAAACUUUUAUCCUAACUUUUCAAGUGUAAAGCUUCAAUGAAUAUGUGGUGCAAAAAAAUGCGUUACUGCCUUGAACAUUUUUGACUCCCAUGUCCCAUAGAAAGGAAGUUAUUACACAAUUAAUUUUAGCUUUUCACUUCUAAAAUUGAGAGAAAUUUAAACUUCUGGGAUUUUUUUAAAUAUGUACCUUUCCUUAUCUUUUAGGGUUUGGCAUUUUCUUGGCUUGUUUUCAACAAAGUUGAAAGGGAGAGGAGAUGAGACUUUCUUCGAGGGCGGUCCUCCCUUUUUUUGCCGAAUGAUUGUGACCACCGAGAAAACACUGUCGACGUCCCUCCAACUGCAGCAUUUACCAGUAGCAGGAGCUUUUUUCCCAUUUACACAUAAAGGAGGCUUCUGCAGAGAGCAGCAGUAAAGUGUUGUACAGCAUUCUAACAUGUUCACAGGAGUUCAAACAGCAGGGAAAUAAAACUGAAGCCUGUCUGCCAGGAGAGAAAAAAACUAAACAAUAACACAAUGGGUGGCUCUCUGACCACGACAAGGAGUACAAGUUUCCUUGGCAGCUUAGAGGAGAAAAUGUGAAAAAUAAAAAGAGGAGGGGUGCAGUGAGAGCAACGAGAGGAGCAACUCAAGCGCAGUUAUGAGUCAGUGUGUGUGUGUGUGCAGGUAGUGUUGUACCCGUGGGUUCACGAGUCAUCAUUGAUCAAAUGUCAGCCUGUCAGCUCCAUCUUAUGCUCCACGUUUGGCCUCUCUGUUAUUGAUGUGACUGGUCCAUUUUUGACAUGAAGCGAAGCGAAGGCAUUUUGUUUUUCACGCAUGAAGGAACGUGUGUGGCAGUUUUAGUGUGGUGAUUCAUACGUGCAUUAUUUAUUUUUAUUUAACAAAUGUCAUUCCCUGGGAGGAGAAGUACUCACUUCUGCUUGUGGAAGAUGGCAAAAAUAUUUGGGAAGUCGUUAAAUAAUUGAACUUGUAUUUCUGCUUUUAGAGGAAAUUGUGGAGCUGAAAUGAUUCCACUUAGGUCAAAAUUUGACUUUGCUUGUGUACAAAUGAGAUUUUCUCCUUGUAAUAAAGACGGCAGUUUAUUUUUGUGUCAUCCGAAUACUUUGCCCUUCUGCUAAGGUGAUUCUUCCUAGCGACUGCUGUCUCAUUCUUGCAAUUUCACUCCACCAUCAGACAACCUCCCUCGGAUGCUUUGUCUACAGUGGCAUUAACAUCUUCAGUGCAAAACUGGAUUCAUACGUUUAUCCAUGUACUAGUUUUUACACAUUUGUUAUCUCGCGUUCCACCUAGUUUUUAUGUAAAACCACACAUUGCACCGCUGAGGUCUCAAAAUGUCUGUGUUUGUACGUUUCCUGAGCCUAGAGUCAUUGGUCGGCCACAUACCUCAAUAAAAGAUCUUUACAAAA
Molecule: messenger RNA, 3859 nt
Organism: Solea senegalensis (Senegalese sole)
Lineage: Eukaryota; Metazoa; Chordata; Actinopteri; Pleuronectiformes; Soleidae
Product: SH3 and cysteine-rich domain-containing protein 2-like
Exons: 11
Coding region: 527-1777 (416 amino acids)
Biological process (GO): positive regulation of protein localization to plasma membrane; positive regulation of voltage-gated calcium channel activity; skeletal muscle contraction
Cellular component (GO): extrinsic component of cytoplasmic side of plasma membrane
Molecular function (GO): protein binding
Source: RefSeq, a predicted model, not a curated record